AGUAGGAGUCAGUGCUCAACAAUUAGCAAUAGCACCCCUUGUUGGUUCAGCAUGGGUUUGUUUAUUAUAGGGUUUUGCCAGAGCCAACCAUGAACCUCACUCCCCUUUCUGCACCAUGACGGACCGUGAGCGUGAACGUGAGCGUGACCGGACUCGGGACAGAGAAAGAAAACGAAGAAGAGACAAGGACGACCGCGACCGCGAUCGUGAGCGAGAGAAAGGCGACCGCGACCGCGACCGCGAGCGAGAGAAAGGCGACCGCGACCGUGAGCGAGAGAAAGGCGACCGCGAGCGAGACAAAGGCGACCGCGACCGUGAACGAGACAAGGACGACCGCGACCGUGAACGAGACAAGGACGACCGCGAACGCGAACGUGAACGAGAACGAGAAAAGGAUGACCGCGAUCGGGAACGUGAGCGUGAGCGUGACAGAGUGCGAAGCAAGAGAUCCCGUUCGCGUUCGCCUGACCGUGGGCGCUCCCGCCACGCGCGCUCGCCGUCUCCCAGCGACCGCUCCCACCGGCGGCGCCACCACCGGACGCCCACCCCCGAGCAGCCGAGGAAGCGCCACCGGAGAGAGUCCGUGGAGGAGGAGCACAAGGAGACGAAGAAAGCGGUGUCGGACUUCGUGGAUGGUAUCGCUAAGGAGCAGCAGCAGAAACAGAAGGAGAACGGAGGAGAAGCUGAGGGCAACGAGGACGAAUUGGAGAUGAUGAAGAUGCUAGGCAUUCCCGUAGGAUUUGACUCCACCAAGGGGAAACCGGUUCCCGGUGCUGACGUCAGCGGCGUCAGAGCCGUCACCAAGCGCCAACCGCGUCAGUACAUGAACCGCCGCGGUGGCUUCAAUCGUCCAUUGCCUGCUGAGAGGAAUCGCUAGGUUUUUUAUUUUUUCAGUUUUGGUGAAAAGGCUUUGAUGAAGAAGCAAAAGCGCUAUCUGUUGGCAACUUCAGAGGAGCAUACUGGCCCUGUUCCAUUAGAGGGACAAGAAGAACUAAAUCUGAGUGCUAUCUGACAUCUGGAUGAAAGCAAUUAUGCAGUAUGAAUGGAUUAAGAGCAGGAGAUGUCAUCAGAUUGAGAGUAGACUACUAGACAAAGGGCAGAGCAAGUUUAUUCAUAUUAUGAAACUUUAGUUGUUUUUGAACUUUAUAAAAUGCCUUUGUAAUGUAUGGAACAAUAAUUUUGUUUUGGGUGGUCCAUUAUUAUGUUUUUGGAACCUACAAUCCAGAAGAAUUAUCAACACUU
This is a messenger RNA of Vigna unguiculata (cowpea), 1242 nucleotides long. RefSeq names its product U4/U6.U5 small nuclear ribonucleoprotein. Gene Ontology annotation, biological process: RNA splicing. The record is from RefSeq and is a predicted model, not a curated record. Gene Ontology annotation, cellular component: precatalytic spliceosome. Lineage: Eukaryota; Viridiplantae; Streptophyta; Magnoliopsida; Fabales; Fabaceae.